ACUACUGUAUAUCAAGCAACCCUGUGACUUUUAUUUUGAACUGUAGUUCAGUCAUGUUGCCGCUAUGCUGUUGGUAGUGUACCCUUGAUAAAUCGACUUUAUCAGUAAUUUUAGUAUUAAAUUUAUUACAUAUCCGCCAGUGAGCAAUUUAAGAUCUCGGAGCAUCGGUCGUAGGAAAUAGAAUAGAACUGAACCAUCAUUUGUGAAAAUGCGUCACGCACGUGAGAUGACAUUUGUGAAGCUCGUGAGGACAUUUGCCACAGUUUCAAACACCCAGACCGUCGCUUCAAAACAAACAGCACCCGAAGCAGCGGACAUCGCCAACAGACUCCGGAAAGAGAGAGAGAAAGAAAAGAUGACAAAGCGAGUUCCGGUGUCCCCUCUCCAGUCCAGAGUGAAUGAACUCAAGCAGUUCUCUCAGCAGCUGCAGUCUGUGCACCCUAGUGUGCUCGCAAAAGCCCUUUACAGGAGCUCCCUUUAUGAAGACCAAAACAUUAUCGCUAUAAACAAACCAUAUGACGUUCCUUUGCAUAAUGUAAAUGGCAUCAGAAACAGUAUUGCAGAGUGUCUGCCUUUGCUGGCAAAGAUCACGGAUAAUAUGCGACCUGGAUCACAGUUGCAUCUUUGCCACAAACUGGAAAAAGAAACUACUGGAGUUUUGAUCCUGGCUAAACAGAGGGAAGCUGCUGAACAUGUCCAAACCAUUAAAUCACCCAAAGUGGAAAUGAAAUUACUUGUGAGUUACACUUCAAACCUGAUGGCGAUCACUGUAGGUGUGCCUGUCCCAUCUGAAGGAGUGAUAGACAUUCCUGUUAUAGAGAGAGCAGGUGGUCCUCAACCACACUUUAAGAUGGCUCUGAGUCCGCUGUUUAAAGUGAAUGAGGAUGGAGAUGGAGUGACGAGAGUGCGAGCUCACAGACAGGCACACGCUGCAGUCACACAGUAUCGGUUCUGGACAACACCAGCGGCUGCCAGUUUAGUGGAACUCCAGCCUCUCACAGGUGUGAAAAACCAACUACGAGUGCACAUGGCUUUAGCGUUGACCUGCCCCAUUCUUGGUGACCAUAAAUAUUCCCACUGGAGCAAACUAGCACCCCAGAAGCUGCCUGAGGGUAUGCUGCGCCGGCUGGGCCUGGUUCAGAGUAAAACACGAUACCUGCCUCUUCAUCUGCACUCCCGAAGGAUCGUCCUGCCAGGGUUCAAAGGUCACCGAGACAUUACGGUGUCCGGUCCCCUUCCCAAAUACUUCACCAGCGCGUUGAAGAGGCUGGAGAUCCCACUGCCAGCAAAAGAAUGAGAUCUGUGAACUCUUCUUACUUUUGCAUCGAGGACUGGAUUUGACAUGGUUGAAACUGGACAUUUUGCUCAGAUUUUUGUAUGAAACAAAUGAAAGACCAAUAAAAAAAUGUUCUGCAAACUA
Messenger RNA from Danio aesculapii, 1420 nucleotides. It is a transcript of the gene rpusd4, whose product is annotated as RNA pseudouridine synthase D4. NCBI's taxonomy places the organism in Eukaryota, Metazoa, Chordata, Actinopteri, Cypriniformes, Danionidae. Gene Ontology annotation, molecular function: RNA binding; pseudouridine synthase activity. Gene Ontology annotation, biological process: pseudouridine synthesis. The record is from RefSeq and is a predicted model, not a curated record.